Messenger RNA from Hirundo rustica (Barn swallow), 1919 nucleotides. RefSeq names its product mitochondrial translation release factor 1 (gene MTRF1). Bases 438 to 1814 code for a protein of 458 amino acids. Gene Ontology annotation, molecular function: translation release factor activity. The transcript has 10 exons. NCBI's taxonomy places the organism in Eukaryota, Metazoa, Chordata, Aves, Passeriformes, Hirundinidae. Gene Ontology annotation, biological process: translational termination. The record is from RefSeq and is a predicted model, not a curated record.
GCCCGGCCCCAGGGCAGGGAGGCAGGAUUCCCUCCGUGGUUCCCUGUGCGAUUCCCGGUGUGGUGGCUGAAGCGCCCCGCUCCCGGCGCUCAAACGGCCGCUUCGGAGAGCCAGGCUGGCCGCCAGCCUGGGAGGGAGGCGGCGUUGGGAAGGAGCGCAGCCUCUGUCGGCGGCGGGGCUCGGAACGGCUCUGCGGGCUUGUGCUGCCCUGGCUGGUAUUUAAGGAAACAACAGCAAACUUGGCAGCCGGGCUUUGAGCGAGCGGGGACGGCUCCCGUCGUAUUAAGGCAUUUUCAGCAGUUGGUUAUGUAAAACUUCCCGACACCAUCGUGCGCCCGUGGAGCAGCGGCGUUUAUUCAUCGCUUGGCUCUUUCGCCGAAGGAGGUCUAAGAUAAUAACACUGGCCAAUUUCAGGUGGUGGAAAAAUAAGAAACAAAAUGAAACCUUUCCAAAAGGUCUGUCUUUUCAAGAGCCUGCUUGCCAAUUGCUGCUGUCACAGCCGUCUUGACAGCUGUCUUCUCCCUGCUGUUGCAGAGAAGAUCGGCUGUGUGGUGGGACUGCACAACCAUGGAUUUUGGAGGCCAAAGCCUUUAUUGGACACAGCUCGAUUGACUCUGUCUUUUAACAGUUGGCACAGGAGAAACCAUCAGAAUUCUCAAGCUUUGUGGAAGCAUGAGGCUGUGCAGAGGUAUCUGGAGACUUUAAGCAAGGAGUACCAGCAGGUUAGUCAUCAGUUAAGUGCAGACUCAUUAAAUGACUUUGAGCAAAGAGCCCUGAGGAGAAGAUGCGCCGAUCUGUCUCCCAUUGCAGCUGCAUUUCAAGAAAUCAAAGAGGCAGAAAGAGAAGUUCAGGAGUUAGAAGCGAUGUGCACAGAGCUAGACAGCAGAGAUGAGAAGCAACUUCUACAGCUUGCCUUAGAAGAGAAGGAAAGCCUGGAUAAAAAAAAUGAACAUGAUGUGCAGAAAGGUGAGCCUGAGCUUUUCCAGCUUCUAGUGCCAAAGGAAAAAUAUGAUAGAAGUCCUGUCAUAUUAGAAGUGACAGCUGGCAGAACAACUGGAGGGGACAUCUGCCAGCAGUUCACUAAAGAAAUGUUUGAGAUGUACCAGAAUUAUGCCGACUACAAACGCUGGACCUUUGACAUCGUGAACUAUACGCCAGCUGAGAUAGGAGGCUUGCAUCGUGCUGCUGCUCAUAUUUCAGGAGAGAAUGUCUACAGGCAUCUGAAAUAUGAAGGAGGGACUCACCGAGUCCAGCGAAUCCCUGAGAUAGGCAUGUCAUCAAGAAUGCAGCGCAUUCACACUGGGACAAUGUCAGUCAUUGUCCUCCCUCAGCCAGAGGAGGUUGAUGUUAAAGUGGAUCCCAAAGAUUUGCGUAUAGAUACAUUCAGAGCCAGAGGAGCAGGAGGGCAACACGUUAACAAAACCGAUAGUGCUGUGAGGAUUGUGCACCUUCCUACAGGACUGGCAGUUGAGUGCCAGCAGGAGCGGUCACAGCAGCUGAACAAGGAAAUAGCUCUGCGCACACUGAAAGCUAAGCUCUACCAGCAGGUCAUUGAAAAGCAGCUCAGCCAAGAGCAGAGCACCAGGAAACUGCAGUUGGGAACAAGAGCCCAGUCAGAGAGAAUUCGUACUUACAACUUCACCCAGGACAGAGUCACUGACCACAGGAUCUCAUAUGAUGCACGCAAUAUCAAGGAAAUUCUAAGUGGGAAAGAAGCACUGGAUAAACUAAUCAACAGACUACUGGAGUUUGCAGAGGUAGAGGCUGUCACCCAAUAUCUAGAAAAUUUGCAGGCUUUAGAAGGAGAAGGCUGAAGACCUCAAGUAGAGUUAAAAGAGAAUUUUUGUGUUUGGUAGCCGAAUAAAACAGAUGUGUUUGUUAGAUGAUAUGUUGAUUAAAACCUAUUUCUCUGUUUUUCA